Messenger RNA from Sardina pilchardus (European sardine), 799 nucleotides. RefSeq names its product complement C1q-like protein 4. The transcript has 3 exons. Gene Ontology annotation, molecular function: protein binding. The record is from RefSeq and is a predicted model, not a curated record. The coding region runs from base 63 to 674 and encodes 203 amino acids. NCBI's taxonomy places the organism in Eukaryota, Metazoa, Chordata, Actinopteri, Clupeiformes, Clupeidae.
CGUGUGUGUUUGUCUUCGCCUUAUCCUCCAGCACUUGAGCUGAGCCAGAGAGAGACUGCAACAUGUUGGCCCACACACUGCUGGUGUUGACGGCCCUGGUGCUGGCCCACGGUGCUCCUCAGGAGAGGGGCGACACGGACGCGCUGACCCAGCUCACGGCCCAGGUGGAGGAGCUCAAGACCAGACUGACCGUUGCAGAGAAAGAACUCCAGGAAGUGAGAGAUGUACCAAAAGUUGCCUUCUCGGCAUCACUGGGUGGAAAUGGACUGGUUCAAGUCGGGGAUGCUUACAAGACACUCAUCUACAAAGAUGUCAUCACGAAUAUUGGCGAAGCAUACGACAUUGAAACAGGAAAGUUCACGGCGCCCGUGAGGGGAGUUUACUACGUGCGCAUGACCGCUAACGGCCCGACAGAUAAAGACCUCUCCGCCGUGCUCUACAAGGGCUUUGAGAGUCUGCUGAUCGUUCACGAGCAGACCUCGGGUGAGGGGAGCGACACUGCGUCCAACGGCGCCACCUUUCUGCUCGAGAGGGGAGACCAGCUUCACGUUAAGCUCUGGCCAAACACACAAAUCUGGGACAACUCCAACCGGCACAGCACCGUCACAGCCUUCCUGCUCUACCCCAUGCCGGCGGACACAACACCACCACCACCAUCACUCGAAAGACUUUAAUGUCCCAUCGACACCAUGUGUUUUAGCUUUAGGAAUCGUGAUAAGAAAUAAAUCAAAUGCCUACUUUGUAUGUGUGUGAGCGUACAUAUUUCUGACCAUCACAAUAAAGAUUGAGAACAAAUAAA